Molecule: messenger RNA, 1080 nt
Organism: Fibroporia radiculosa
Lineage: Eukaryota; Fungi; Basidiomycota; Agaricomycetes; Polyporales; Fibroporiaceae
Exons: 4
Coding region: 1-1080 (359 amino acids)
Source: RefSeq, a predicted model, not a curated record
AUGUCUUCUAUAAGCUCAAAGAAACUUAUACUGGUCAUCGGCGCAACUGGUGCUCAAGGCAUCGCGGUAAUCGACAAACUCCUUGCUCCCAGCGAGGAUGGCUCACCAUCUCCCUACUUGGUACGGGCCCUCACCCGCGAUCCUACCCAUGUACGAGCGAAGAAUCUUGCUUCAAAGGGUGUGGAGCUUGUCAAAGGCCGUUUCGACGACUUCAAAGCCGUCGCAGCCGCUCUACAGGGAGCCUACGGCGCAUACGUGAAUACUGAUGGGUUCACGGUGGCAGAGGAAAUUGAAGUAUGGUCAGGAAUCCGCAUCUUCGAACUUGCCAAACAGGCUGGCGUGAAGCACUACGUCUGGAGUAACUUGGACUACUCGUUCAAGCUCACCGGCUACAAUCCAGAAUAUCGCUGUUCCCACUACGACGGAAAGGGUCGCGUGGCUGAUUUCAUGCAGGCGCAGCCUUCCAUCGUGAGCGGCAGAGAUAUGACUUGGUCCGUUGUUACAUCUGGCCCAUACAUGGAUAUGCUACAACAAGGCGUGUUCGGGCCGUUCAAUCGUCGUGCGGAUGGCACCUUUGUCUUCGCAGCACCCAUAGGCCAGGGGCAUGUCCCGAUGAUUGCGCUUUCCGACCUAGGAUUCUUUGCCAGGUAUACGUUCGACAACCGCGAGCUCACAUCAGGCAAAGAUCUACAGGUCGCCAGUGACCUUGUGGGAUGGGAUUACCUUGUGUCGACGUUCAAGAAGGUUACAGGCCUCAACGCAGUGGCCUUGUACCAGCCAAUGGACGAAUGGUUCGAAAACUUCUCGGGGACUGAGAAACACGUCGCAAACGAAGGCCCCGGGGGCGAGUUUGUAUCAUGGAAGACCAAUUUCACUGCAUGGUGGUCGCUGUGGCGGGAUGAUAUUAUCAAGAGGGAUUGGGAGUGGAUUCGAAAGGUUAAUCCCAAAGGACACACGCUGGAGACGUGGAUGAGGGCAUAUAACUAUGGGGAAACCAUAAAUUCGGGUCCGACCCUUUUGAAGAAUGUUGAGGACACAAAGUCGGUGACCAUGAACAAAGAGCGCAUCGUCCAGCUGUGA